Cajanus cajan (pigeon pea) is the source of this 585-nucleotide messenger RNA. NCBI's taxonomy places the organism in Eukaryota, Viridiplantae, Streptophyta, Magnoliopsida, Fabales, Fabaceae. The record is from RefSeq and is a predicted model, not a curated record.
AUGAUGUACCCGCCCGACGAGGUCCACACAUCCUUUAUUACCGACCACGCCAACUAUUGCUACCGGGUGAUGCCCUUUGGCCUUAAAAACAUGGGAGCAACCUACCAGCAGCUGAUGGACAAGGUUUUCUACCAGCAGAUCGGGCGGAACAUGGAGGUCUACAUCGACGACAUGGUAGUCAAGACCAACUCAGCUACAGAUCACGCUUCUGACCUUGCCGAGGUGAAUAACAAAGUAGAAAAACAUAACAAAAACGGCCUAGGUGGAGGCGUUGUCACUAGAGCUAUCCUCGACAUCGUCUUCCUUGACAAGCUUCCCGAAACGGAUGACUUUCUCCACAUGCAUGGUAAAGAAAUCGAAUCCUGGCGCGAGAAGCCUGGCCUGGCAAGCAGCCUUGAGGAAACCCCUCUUAUGCUCAAUCAGAACCGAGCGCUCGGUCUCCUCAAGCUUCUUCUCCAGCGCCGCCUUCUCUGCCUCCAGCUUCGCGAGGUCCGCUCUCAGGGCGGCAAUAUCCUAUUCCCUGCCACCGAGAAUGACCUCAUCGCGGAGACAUUCCUCAACCGCCACAACAAGCUCGCCCCUUAG